UUUUAUAUAAUUUAUUAGAUAAUAAGUGUAUCUAAUUUAUUAAGUAUGGCAUUAGAGACUUCGCUACCUACAUUAUACGAAUACUAUACCGGAAAUGGUAUUUCAGAGGGGUUGUCUGAUAAACAACCAUAUUUUACCCUCAACAAUAAAAAUAUCACGAUAUACAGCGGAGCUUUUCACUAUUUUCGAAUGCCGAGAGGACACUGGAGAGACAGAUUGAGAAAAAUGAGAGCAGCUGGACUGAAUGCUGUUGAGACAUACGUCCCUUGGAAUCUGCAUGAAUCACAACAGGGUGUAUUCGAUUUUGGUAAUGGUGGAACGGAUUUCGAAGACUUUCUCCACUUGGAGGAGUUUCUUAAAACCGCCCAAGAGGAGGAUUUGUUUGCCUUGGUUCGAGCUGGACCAUACAUUAACAGUGAAUUCGAUUUUGGCGGUCUUCCUAGCUGGUUAACCAAAACGGUAAAAUAUAUGAGAAGAUCAGCGGACCAAUAUUUCCUGAACCAUGUCAGAAAUUACUUUAACGUGUUAUUACCUAUCCUGGCGUUGCUUCAGUUCCAAAAAGGUGGUCCAAUCAUAGGAGUACAGGUAGAAAAUGAAUUUGGGAGCAAGCAUUUCAACGACACUACUUAUUUGGUUGCCUUAAAAGAUAUGAUGUUGGAACAUGGAAUAAUAGAACUUCUUUACACGGCAGAUCCUCCUCGAAAUGGAAAGUUCGGUGCUAUACCUGGUGUUUUACAAACUGCUAAUUUCAACGGAGUUCCAAAGGAGAUGUUUGAUCUGCUUAACACUUUCCAACACGGCAAACCGAAUAUGGCGAUGGAAUCAUACACUGGAUGGUUUGAUCACUGGACUGAGAGCCACCGUCAUAAGAAACCGAGUGAAUAUAAAACUCAACUGGAAGGAAUAUUAGAUUAUCCAGGUUCAGUGAACAUGUAUAUGUUUAUUGGUAGUACAAGUUACGGUUUUACUAAUGGAGCGACAUUGUCCAAAGAUAAUGAUAACUCUGGAUACCAACCAGACACCACAAGCUAUGACUAUGAUUCACCAAUCACUGAACAUGGCACAUCCACAUUAAAAUACGACCUAAUCAAAGAAGUAAUAGCAGCGCGCAACAAGGUUCAAACUCGUCUGCCAGAUUUUCCUGAUCUUAAACCUCUCGUAGCCUAUCCCGACAUAAAACCAGUAGGACAACUAUCGCUUUCUCAGGCAAUAAAUCAAGUACAAACCAAAGUUCAAAGUACAGAUCUUUUACCAAUGGAGAAACUGGAUAUUAAUAAUGGCAACGGACAGAGUUUUGGAUAUAUUGUGUAUAGGAAAACGAAUAUCGAUAUUCCAGCUAACGCAUUACUAAAAAUUUCUGGGUACGUACGGGAUACCGUCUUGGUACUAAUAAACGGAAAAGUAGUUUCACCUACUCCAAAAAGUGCUGCUGAUAUAGAUGGCUUUGGCUUUUGGAGGAAACCUGAUUCAACCCUUACUCUUACUAAUACAGCGAUCCAAGCCGCAACACUCGAGUUGGUUGUCGAAAACUUUGGAAGAAGUACCUUAGCUGUUUAUUCGUUCAAGGGUUUAACUGAAGAUGUCUCCAUUAAUAACAAUAAGCUCAGUAAUUGGGAGAUAAUUCCUUUAGAAUUUAAAAAGAGCUACAACCUAGCUUUGUCGAACUGGCAGUCAGUACAACAACGAGAAGAUAGUCCUUCAUUGUACAAAUUUAACCUCCAUAUUGAUGGCGAACCUAGUGACACCUAUAUAGAUAUGCGUGAAUGGAGGAAAGGAAUAACUAUAGUUAAUGGAUUUGUUCUUGGAAGGCAUUUCUUCGUUGGGCCUCAACAGAGUCUCUACUUGGCUGGACCUUUAUUGAGAUCUGGAGAUAAUGAGAUUGUUGUGUUUGAACACUAUACUGCUCCGUCUGUCUUGAAGUUUUCAGAUGUACAAAUAUUCGGAAAUUAGUUGUAUUAUUUACUAAAAAUAUAUCGUUUCAGCUUAA
Molecule: messenger RNA, 1987 nt
Organism: Diabrotica virgifera virgifera (western corn rootworm)
Lineage: Eukaryota; Metazoa; Arthropoda; Insecta; Coleoptera; Chrysomelidae
Product: beta-galactosidase-1-like protein 2
Exons: 4
Coding region: 46-1950 (634 amino acids)
Biological process (GO): carbohydrate metabolic process
Cellular component (GO): vacuole
Molecular function (GO): beta-galactosidase activity
Source: RefSeq, a predicted model, not a curated record